This is a messenger RNA of Trichogramma pretiosum, 4086 nucleotides long. RefSeq names its product four and a half LIM domains protein 2 (gene Lmpt). Lineage: Eukaryota; Metazoa; Arthropoda; Insecta; Hymenoptera; Trichogrammatidae. Gene Ontology annotation, molecular function: zinc ion binding; transcription coregulator activity. Gene Ontology annotation, cellular component: nucleus; Z disc. The record is from RefSeq and is a predicted model, not a curated record. The transcript is spliced from 6 exons. Bases 533 to 2671 code for a protein of 712 amino acids.
AAUAAAGUCAUCGGCAGUUUAGCAGGCUCUGCUUCGCGUCACGGAGCACUAGACCGUUUUUCAUUGUGCCGUUAUACUCCCGAGCAACAUAGAAAAAUAAUAAUAAAUAAAAAAAAACGUCAAAUAUAGUAACGUGUGUUAAUCAUGUAUAAAAAUGUUGCCCUAAAAUAGAAUAAAAGUGGGUGGAGGUGUGCGUUCGCCGCUCCAGUCGACCAUUCAAGUGUACGGCUAACUUUUUACGCAAUCGACGAGAUAUGCGCCUUAAUUGAAUCUAAUUAAUGCUAAAAAAUGACGAUGGUGACGAUCUCUCGUGCGUGCGCGUGUGCUUUAUUUUUUUUUUGCAUAACGUCAUAAUGUGCAGGUGAGGCUGACGUUCGGGGAGGCUCUUGUUUGAAUGUAUAGAAAAAUCGAAAAAUGGUGUUACACGAUCGACAGUAAGUCCAGCCAGAAAGUGAUUGUUCCGUUUGCCAAAAAUUUGCUUGAAAUGUGAGCAGGUCAAGAAAGAGACUGUGAAAGAACAGCAAGUGUCAUUAUGGGUCUCCAGCUGUCGGUACUGCUCGGUUGUAUUGGCGCCGUAGAGCUGAUCGCCUGCCUCAAGCACGUGACGGUUUGCGUGCUGAAUGUCAACAACGAGGAGAGCUCGAGCUGCAGCAUCGACUACUUUCAUCGAGCCAAGGUAUUCGACGACGGCUUUGUUUUGCUCGAUAAGCCUCCGCUGAACAAGAGGCCGCAGAACAAAAGCUGCAAGGAGAUCGAGGCCAUUCUCAAACGCAACCGCUCCGAUCCGGAUAUUCUGUGCAUAGGCCCAGUGACGGCUGAUGAAUAUGUGCGCGUGCCCAGCCCAUUGGCGUUUGGCGUGGACGACGUCGAGAUCUUCGGCGAAUCAUCGGACGCUUGCUCGUCGCUCCUCGAAUCGAGCAACGAGAGCUCCGUGAUAAUGUCGCGAAAAUCAAACGACGCCUGCUUGACCGUACCCCCGGCGAGAUGCGCGCGCUCCUCCACCGACGUCUCGUCGCUCGCCGAUGACGUUGACGCGGCAGCUGCUAAAAACAAACUGGCCGUGCCAAAAAAGCUCGCGAGACGUUCAAGGACUCCCGAAGCCCGUCUAGGCUUCGACGAUUAUGGUCAAAAUGUGGAAAUAGCCGAGGAGAGUCAGCCAAAAAGAAAGUCAACGAGAACCGUCAUGACCCAGUCGAAACGAACUUUUCGACCCAAGUCAGAUUUGAUGAAAUCAGCCGAGAAUCUCGCGAGCUCGCGAAGGUUGACGAAGCGUCAGCGUGAACCCGAGCGCUGCAAGUCCGAGAUCCAAUUGAGACCGGUACGCGACGAGUGGACCAACACGUCUCCCUACAAUAGCGACACCAACAGCUGCGCUGCGCUGCGCUCGACGUCCAAGCCAAACAUAUCGGUACUUAUACAGACGAGCUUCGACGAUAAAGCUCGCUACUCCGAGAGUUGUAAGGCGCAGAACGUAUGUUCCAAUUGCCUGUGUCAAAAGUCCCCGGCUAAACAGCCCGGGGCUUGCAGCAACGUCGAAAAGAAACGAACGCCGCUCAAAGUAUCGAGUUUCGAAGAGGCCUCCGACGACGAUUACUCUAAAGUAGUCCAACUGAUGAGAAAGAGGAAGAAAGAUGCGGGAGAAAAUUAUGGCAAAUCACCGAUUGAGAGUAAUGAAUCCUACGAUGAUGAGUACUUGGAUGCUAACGAAGGGGCCCCAACGUCCACCGACGCUGCCAUACAGUUCAACAUUCCCGAUCAUUCUGCUAAUCAAUCCUUUUGGUUGAUUUUCAGUGGCGAGUACACGAAAGCAAUGAACAAGGACUGGCAUAGCGGCCACUUCUGCUGCUGGCAGUGCGACGAAUCGCUGACAGGUCAGCGUUACGUCCUGAGAGACGAGCAUCCCUACUGCAUCAAGUGCUACGAGAGCGUAUUCGCCAACAAUUGCGAGGAGUGCCACAAAAUCAUUGGCAUUGACUCUAAGGAUUUGUCAUACAAAGAUAAGCAUUGGCACGAGGCUUGCUUUCUCUGCAGUCGUUGCAGAGCAUCUUUGGUGGACAAACAGUUUGGCAGUAAAGUAGAUAAGAUUUAUUGUGGCAACUGCUAUGACUCCCAAUUUGCGAGUCGUUGCGAUGGAUGCGGCGAUGUUUUCCGUGCUGGUACCAAAAAGAUGGAGUAUAAGACCAGACAAUGGCACGAAAAAUGCUUCUGCUGUGUCGUCUGCAAGACGCCCAUCGGCACCAAGAGCUUCAUCCCACGUGAGCAAGAAAUCUACUGCGCUGGAUGCUAUGAAGACAAAUUCGCUACCCGUUGCAUCAAGUGCAAUAAGAUCAUCACUAGCGGAGGUGUGACAUACAAGAACGAGCCAUGGCACAGAGAUUGCUUCACCUGCACUCACUGCAAUCAAUCACUCGCCGGCCAAAGAUUUACAUCUCGCGACGAGAAGCCCUACUGCGCCGAAUGUUUCGGCGAGUUGUUCGCCAAGAGGUGUACUUCGUGCACAAAACCAAUUACCGGCAUCGGCGGUACGCGCUUCAUCUCUUUCGAAGACAGACACUGGCACAACGAUUGCUUCAUUUGUGCUGGAUGCAAUACCUCUCUCGUGGGACGUGGAUUCAUCACCGACGCCGAAGACAUCAUCUGUCCAGAGUGCGCCAAGCAAAAGCUCUCAUAAAUCAACCACUAAAUUAUGUAUGAUUUGAGCUAACAACAACGGCAGUAUCAACAACAAGUUUUAAACGAUUUGAGAUGAUAUUUUCAAAAGCACAAUGUUAUCAUCGAAUGGACACGGUUCACUAAACGUAACUCUAGCUGUAAAUGACAACACUUCUUUUCCUUGAAAAUAACAUUUUAUAUCAACAUUGUCUUCUGGUGGUACAUCGAUUUUACUGACGAUGGUCAGUUGCUUCAAUAAAAUCAUGAUGAUAAAAUCACCAUUUAAAUAAUAUUCUAUUACUUAACAGCUCGACUGAACUUGAAUUAUUGCAUGCAAGUUCCUUUUGAGUCCAAGCAAAUGCUAUUAUCAAUUUUAAAGCAGGAUUUCUGUUAUCAUUGCAUUAAUUCAUGCCUAAAAAAAUUGUCAUAAACGUUUCAGUUUAAUAUAUAAGCAAUGACAAAGUAUGAAUAAACGUCAAUGAGAUGCAACAAUCAGUCAGAGCUUCGUUUAGAACCACAACAUCGUUACAUAAAAUUAGAAAAAUGUUUAAAAAACAUUAAAAGUAAUACAUAUUUACUAAUUGUGCGGCUCUACUUAAAAUAUUGUCGAAUUUUCGAACAACGAGAACUUUAAUAACGCUAACGAAAAAUAAAAAAGAAUUAAGUUGACUAGCAACAGGUGCUGUUGCGAUGUUUUUAUUCAUUAAUAUAUAAUAAUGUUGUUUUCCUGCUUUGUAUACAUAAAUAUAUAGACAAAAUAAAAAUAAUUAUUUAUUAAUACGCUAUAAAAUAUAUACAACAGAAGUUUAUAAAUAUCCAUGUAGUUACUCUAUUUUUAUGUAUCAACAACUAAAACGAAUAAAAAAUUAUGCAGAUAUUUUCAACGCGCACAGGAAUCAUUUUAAUUCACGCGAAAAUAUAUCGCAGUUGGAUUGUAUGGGUAAUGCUCAUUUUGUGGAAUAUGUUUAUUGCUUCUAUAAAAAGUGCAAUGAGCCCACCUGUGUUACGCGUUGAUUCUUUUAAACCUAUUUUUUCGAAAGUGUUUUAAAAUAUAUUGUUUUUCUUUCUUUUAAGAACUGCUUUGUUUUUGUUGUCCAAUCGGGUGGAGCAUUUCUAGAUGAAUGAAGAAAAAUUUUAAUUGAACAUGCGCGUGGUAGCAGGUUUCUGAAUGAAUAAUGACCUUUCGUUAAUUGCAGACUUUCAAAAAAAUUGUCUGCUACAAAACUAAUGCCUUGCAAAUGUAGUAAAUUUAUAAUUAUGUAUAACAUUAUCGAGGAAAUAUCAAGGCACUCACAGCGAAUAAUUGAAAAAAUUAUAUUUUAACUUGUUGUAGUGGCGCACCUGAUACAGGCAUAAUACUCAUUAUGUAUAUCUUGAUGUAUUGUGAGAUCUUGCAAAAAUAAAGUUUAUCGAGUAUAUGACAAGACCUAUAAA